Phaedon cochleariae (mustard beetle) is the source of this 1416-nucleotide messenger RNA. The record is from the annotation of a GenBank genome assembly. Lineage: Eukaryota; Metazoa; Arthropoda; Insecta; Coleoptera; Chrysomelidae.
AUGUUGAAUCUGCCAGAAGACCUUGAUGGUGACUCUCUAGUCACACUACUACAUCAAAUAUUGGAGAGACUCAAUAAACUGAACCCCCAUAACCAGCUGUCUAUCCGUCCUGUAAGCGAUCAGCCACAGUCCGAUCAUCUUCCGAAAUAUGGUAAGAGGCCAUUUCAGGACACAAAUGACUUACAUGAGACUAAUUACGAGAAGGAAUUUCCAAUGAUUCCUCUGAGUAACCGAUUCGACCAACUGAGUAAGUUACAAGACGAUGAGAUGUCGGAAUGUUCUUCUGUGAAGUCAUCCUCUUCACAAAAGUCCGUCAGAGCAAGAAAAUCACUGUCUGAUAGAAAUGUCAGAGAUGAUAUUUCCUGUCCCUACUUCAAUUCAGAAUUGAGAUCAAGAUCAAGAUCGCCCCAAAUGCCCCAAAUGAGCCAAUUUCAGCAGAAUUCUGUCCAGUUGAAGCGACAGGGAUCAAAGGUCCCAAUGAAUUCGCAACACAAGCCCUCAAGUAGUAGUCUACGAGAUUCAAUUCCUACUAAAAUAGACAAAAAUAAUGUAUCUGUUAAUCAAAAUGUAGAUAAUCACCAGGUAAGAGUCCCUCCUAUCAUUUUGAGAGAUAAAACUAAAUGGACAAGUCUUUCCAAAGAGCUACCAACCCUGCAAAUCAACUAUUUUAAAGCAGUCAAUACAACGGAAGGUAUCAAGGUUUUCUGCGACAGCCCUGAUUCAUUCAGGGCACUCACUCGACUUUUAGAUAAUAAAAAGUAUCCGUUUCAUACCUAUCAGUUGCCAGACGAGAAAUCACUGAGAGUUGUACUCAGGAACGUCUCGGAACACAUCGAGCCGGAUGAUAUAUCAGAGGAGUUGACUGAGAGGGGCUUUGAAGUCACAUCAGUACAUCGUAUGAAGCGCCGCGAUGGCACUGCAAUGCCUAUAGUCCUGGUUCUGUUGCCAAAAACUGAGAAAAAUCGUGAAAUUUAUGAUAUAACAAGGUUGGUUGGCUUGACCAUCAAGGUAGAACCCCAAAGACCCAAGGCACAGAUGUGGCAAAUUAUACUCCUAGCGAUAUUUCCUCACAUCAUCGGAUUGGUGGUGAGACCUCUGGAUCCCAUAGAAAGUCCACUUUGGGAAGAAAAGCUAUUAGAAGCGAUGUAUCCAGAAGAAGAAGUUCCUAGUUCCAAUUCGGAUUCGCUCAAACAUCGAUAUCCAUACGACGAUGAAGAAAUUACUGGCCCGGACCCCGACUUCCUAGCGCGCCCCCCCUCCUCCAAGCGGGCGCUGGCGAUGUUCGCGCGCUGGGGCUCGAUCAACGGCAUCGGCAAGAACAGGCCGCCUAUCCGGUCGCACGUGUUCGACGCGGAGGACGCGAUCAGCGCGCAGACCAGAGGCCGCAUGCUCGGACAACCGCUCCGGUGGGGCUAA